CAUAAAUGCUAGAAGGAGAAGAAAUUGAAAAUUUAAAGGAGUUCCGUAGUGAUGAAGAAAGGACUGAAAACUGGAACGAGAAUUUACGAUCAGAUUGCUUAUCCCCUCUUGAGGCGAAUGGAUUUGAACCUGAGAUUCCAAAAAAUGAAAGGAUGGCUAUUAAUGAUUUAAAAAUAACAAAGUCACUUAGUUCUAAUAAAAAUCGAAUUUCCUCAAACAAAUAACUCUCUGGAAUCAAAUAGUGAUUUGAUUAAGUCACGGCAUCGAGUGAAUUCCAACAAUGGGCCGAAUAUGGAUACUUACAAGUUUCCAAAGCCAACAAAUUCUAAAUCUCUUGGGCACACAAAGAACGUGCCUAGUGAUACAAACCUACUGCAGAGUAGGCAGGAGGAGAGCCCAGCACGCCGCCGGAGAUGCCCCAGUCCUAACUUCCGUAGGAAAGGCACUAUUCUACCGAUGAAAUUUGGUGAUUCUACUACUACCCCUCCAACACCACAAGGAUUUAGCCUGAAGAAGUUCAUGGAAGAAAAUGAGAAGAAAAAUCAUGAAGCUUCACAGAAAAUAGAAGCUGAUACACUCUCUACUGACUCUAACAGCGGAGAUCUUGAAAAUAGGUGACUUUGAAGAGUUCAUGACAAGACAAGGAUUAGGUGGGACCUUUUCAUAAUGCUAUGAGCAAUUUGGAAUAGCAUCCAGAUUCCAUAUAGCAUUGCUUUCACACCGGACUCAGAUUCAGGAGUAUUCGAUAUAGUCACUAACUUAAUAAUGGAUAGUUUCUUUAUUGUAGAUAUCAUGCUAAAUUUUCGGACUACUUACUUAGACGAAGAAAAUGGAAUAGAAAUAGCCUCUAACCGUAAAAUUUGACUGCAGUACAUAAAAGGGAGAUUUUGGAUAGACCUGGUCUCAUCGUUACCAACAGACAUAAUUCUGCUAGCCUUUAACCCUGGAAGUGGCAUAGAGACAACCUUGAUUCUACUAAAGUUACUCAAGUUAAUCAGGCUUUCGCGUCUCUCAAGAGUAAUAACCUACCUCAAUUUUAAAUCAAAUGUAAAAAUGUCCUUGAGGUUGUUCCAACUCAUAUUUUUCUUGAUCCUAUACUUUCACUUAACAGCAUGCUUUUGGUUUUAUAUCACAAGGGAUAACAAGAGGUGGAUACCUCCUUAUGAUGAAAAUAAUGACGGUAGCAAUAUCUAUGAGUCGAGUAGCUUCAGCCAAUACUUAACUUCGAUCUAUUACUCUAUCCUCCUACUGGCAGGAAAUGAUAUGCUACCUCAAGGUGAUAGGCAGAUUAUGUUCUUAUCCAUAGCGCUCUUCGCUGCAGCCAUAAUCAAUGCCAAUAUUUUCGGAAAUAUUGCUGUGCUCUUACAGCAAAUUUAUAGAAAAACCGCGCAGUUUCAGGAGAAGGUAGAGAAUGCUACCUCUACUAUGAAGAACUUGCAUGUACCUGAAAAUUUGUCAAAAAGGAUCCAAGAAUAUUUAACUGAAACUCAGAGUACUCUGGACCAGCAGACAGAGUUUGAUAACUUCUUGAGUAUUCUUUCUCCAAGUCUAAGAAUCGAAGUCACGAAGCAUAUCUUCCAUGAGUCCUUAUUAAGCAUUAAUGUCUUUAAUAAUAAAGUAGAAGUUAUCAACUAUAUCAUCCAAGAUUUGCAUACAGUGCUGUACUUUCCUGAAAACGAAAUCUGAAGGCAGGGCUCUAACCACAAAGAGCUUUACUUCCUCGCCAAAGGCGAGGUAGAUGUCUUUGUUGUUGAUGAGAACCAGCAGACUAAGUUCAUCCAGACUCUAAACUCUGGUGAAUACUUUGGAGAAGUUGCUCUUCUCAAAGACUGUGCCAGGACUGCUACUGUCAAAAGCCAAGGGUACUCCACCUGAGCAUCACUAGAAAGCCAAACAUUUCAGAAGCUGCUGGAAACAUAUUCUUUUGUCAAAUAAAUCUAUGGAAAGAAAGAUUCAUGAAAAAUAUCAAGAUAAAUGGAGGAAGUUUGUGAAAAGAUCUCUGAGAAAUGUCGAGUUUCUAGAUAAAUCAGUACCUGAAGAUCUAAUAGAAGAGCUCUCGUUUAAAAUGCAAUUCAAAAAUGCUUCAAGAGAUGAUUAUAUUUUUAAGAGCGGAACACCGUGAAGAAACAUUAUUAUCAUUGCAAGCGGAAGAGUCGAAAUUUUGAUCAUGAAUAAUAAUAAUGGCGAUGAAAGCUACCUUGAUACUCUUUAUUCAGGAUGAACUAUUGGCUCUUAUAGCGUUCUCAACAAUGAUGACUACUGUACCAGUUGCAAGGCUCUCACGGAUGUGACUUACCUCACACUUGAUUUCACAAUACUAGAACAAAUGAGGCUAGUUUAUGAAGAGCUAGAUGACAGCAUGUGAGAGCUUGAAGACUACAUCGAGAACUAUCAAUUACCAUAUUGUGAUUACAAACUUCAGAGAGGAAAAGAUUGGGACUUAAAGCCAAUCCAGAAGUUCCAAAAUGGUAUCAACAGAAUUAUCAGAAUAGUGAAAUCCUACCAAUCUAACACCUUCACGAAUCUUCUGAAGAAGGUUCAAGAUAGAAUUAAGAAGGAAAGAAAUCUCAAAAUAAAAUAGGGUUUAAACACAAAAUUAUGAAAGCAAAUCCUCAAAAUUUUGAGGAGAAAAUGGAAAAAUUAAUAAUAGAGCAAUCAAUUCAGCUCCAAAAAUUAACUGAAAUUGUGACCCAGCAGA
Messenger RNA from Moneuplotes crassus, 2698 nucleotides. Lineage: Eukaryota; Ciliophora; Spirotrichea; Euplotida; Euplotidae. The record is from the annotation of a GenBank genome assembly.